Molecule: messenger RNA, 1272 nt
Organism: Xylaria bambusicola
Lineage: Eukaryota; Fungi; Ascomycota; Sordariomycetes; Xylariales; Xylariaceae
Exons: 1
Coding region: 348-1244 (298 amino acids)
Cellular component (GO): cytosol
Molecular function (GO): oxidoreductase activity
Source: RefSeq, a predicted model, not a curated record
GUUUUCCUAGCUAUGUAUUUGCGAACCUAUGUAGGGGUAUGGGCAGUUUGCCGCGGUAUCUGGUUAUGCUCGAACCACCCAAGACUGCGAUUUUAUGCAAGUACCUCGACUUCAUUGCAGUGGGGCAAGGCGUUAACACGCAGAAAAGACCUAACAAGGCACUCUUUACUCAACACAAGGGAGUAUACAUAUAUAAACAGCUCAAAUUGCCAUCACCUAGUAGUUAGUGCAACUCCUGAAAGUGACUGACAUCGACACCAUCAUUCAUUCUCUAUUGUUCGCGCCUAGAGACUACCAACAACACAUUUCAACGCAUUGAGAUUGAGAUAUAAUCUACAGAUCCCAAGAUGCCUGCCAGUACCGCUAUGGAAAACUACAAGGCUAUGGACAGGUUCACCAGAACGCACAAAGAUACUUACCCCUUCAUCUCGCCCCAGACGGCAAACCUAUCUGGCAAAUCGGUCUUCGUCGCUGGUGCUUCGAAGGGAAUUGGCAAGGAAACAGCUCUGGCCUUGGCAGAGGCUGGAUGCAGCAAGAUCGGUAUCGGGGCACGCUCAGACCUCUCCAGCCUGGAAGACGAGAUUGUCAAGCGAGCAGUCAACGCAGGCAAAACCGUUCCGCAGGUCGUCUCGAUCCACCUUGACGUGACAUCAGAAGAUAGCGUCCGAGCAGCGGCCGAUAAGAUCGGACAAGAGUUCGGCGGCGCCCUGGACGUCCUGAUUUGCAAUUCGGGCAGACUGGAGCGGUGGAUGCCUGUCGCCGAAACAGACCCAAUGGAAUGGUGGCGGACAUACGAGACCAACGUCAAGGGAACGUAUCUCCUUAACCGCUUCUUCAUACCUCUGCUCUUAAAGAGCGAGAUCAGAACGAGCAUCCUGGUGUCGAGUUAUGGAGCUAUCGGUAUGAGUCCUGGUGGCUCCGGAUACCAAAGCAGCAAAUUCACCCUUUGCCGUCUGGCUGAGUUCAUCGCGAUGGAGUACGACGAGCAGGGGCUCGUAUGCUUCGCGCUACACCCCGGCGCUGUCAAGACGGAGCUCGCGCUCGGAUUACCGGAAGCACAUUGGAGUAUCCUUAACGACAAUCCCGCGCUGCCCGCACAUACACUCGUCUGGUUGAGCAAGGAGCAUCGGAUGUGGCUGAGCGGCAGGUUCGUGAGUGUAUCGUGGGACAUGGAGGAGCUAGAGAGCAAGAAGAGUCAAGUUAUUGAGGGUAAUCUCUUCAAGUUUCGGAUGGUAUAUGAAUGAGUUGGCGUUAUCAAGGAUGUCUGUGUAU